UGGUGAAAGUAGGCAAGUUAGAGACUUGACGGCCGAUUGUUUUGUUAAAACCGUUCGUCCCUCAACCGGUGUUUGAGAAAACAUAAAGAUGGCGGACGCCGACGGAAUCGAGCGGGGCCCGGGUGCUACACCAAAGAACUUCGUCAAGGCAUUGGAAAAAAGAGAGAUGGCACGGCUUCAGGUGCCCAAGGUUAACAAGUUUCACUUCAACGGGGAUAAAGUGUCUGAGUGGCUUGAGUUGCUGGAGCAGGUCACUAGUGAGGCGUCAGAAGCAGACAAAUUCAAGCAGAUGCCUAGGUAUGUAUGGUGGGAGCUUAGACCUGAGGUAAUGAAGGUAGCGGCCAGGGCAAAUGGUGAGUGGGCAAAGUUUAAAGAGGAAAUGCAGAGACGUUUCAAGUUAGGUGAUGGCCUGCUCACCAAAGAAGACAUGGAAAUGUUGAGACGGGACAAGUUCUCCACAGUGGGGCCCUUCGCCACGACGUUUGAGAAAAUAGCAAAGAAAGUCCUAGGGUUGGCAGAAGAGGAGCAGUGUGCCACUUUCCUGGGACACUUCAAGAACUGGGAGGGUUCGUCGCUAACUAAGAAGGUUGCGCCAGGAAAGAAGCUCACUUGGGCUGCCAUAAAGGAAGGCGUAUGGACGGAGAACUGGACCAGCUGCAUCAGCACCCUAUGGGUCGUGGCCAGGUUGUGGGCCUCCGAGUCAUUGGCAUGGACACUGUUCAUACGCCCCGUGGCCCAUGGACGAGGACAAAAUCAAGGGUGGGGCCGAGGACGAGGGAAUGGUGGUCGGGGAGGAAACGACAGAGGGAAUGGUGGUGGUAAUGCUGCAGGCGGGGGAAGCGAGGGUUGGACAACAUCCGGGAGUCAAGGUGGUCAGGAAGGUGGAAGAGGUGCUGGCAGGGGAAGAAUAGAUUGGAGGAACGCCAUUUGUUGGCACUGCGGGCAGAAAGGUCACACUAUCAAGUUCUGCCAUGUCCGGAGAAACGAUGAAGACAAAGGCCUAAUCAGCACCAAUUCUGAUGGGGAUAUGUACGACAAGUGGGGGUACCACCUUCAUCCAAGGACCCCAAGCGGGACAAGGAAGGAGGCCCUACGACGAGCCGAGGCAGGUGAACCACCCGCUCCUCCAGCCGUGUUUCGGAUAUGGCAGGAGAAAGGGGUCCGUAGUGACAUCAGGGUUGAAGAUGUGGGAGAGAACGAAGAGGUGGAGCAAAAGCGAAAAACCGGCACUACUAAGGCUGAGCCCAUCAUAGUAGAGUCGGACGAUGAGAUUGAAGAGGAUUAUUGGAACAGGCCGUUGCACGUUGAGACAGGGGAAGACUAUUGGAAAACGGUCCGACAGACGAUGGAGAAUAUGGAAGACUUAAUGGAUAAAAUUCGAAGGUACCAGGGCAAGCUGGUAGAUUUAUGCGAAGAAGUUAAGGAGUGGCAAGGGCAGAGGCCACAAGUUUUCAUGUAUGGGUCAGGCCCAAAAUUGCAGGGGGCACCUGCGAGCAUUCCAAAUGUAUCGGUCACAGGGGGGACUCCCAGAUCAGGGAUGAGUUUUAGGCCGCCUUCACGAUCUGGGAGGGCCGCUCAGGCGGUCAGGACGAGAGCUCGAGGGCCAGCCAGUCUGGAACCGCCGACUAAGGAUAUUCCCGGGUCGAGCCGGGACAAGGAAGUUGUAGAACCUCCCAUGAAUGAGGAGGAGGAGGAUGACCGCCUAAGGAACGAGGAGGAUGAAAAGGCGGAGCAAAGAGCCAAGAAGAGGGGCGUUAAGGCCGAUACGGAAAAAGCCCCAGAGCAGAAAAAGAAGAAGUACACAGUUAGGGUGGAGGAAGGAUUCGACGUGGAAGAGAUUAUGGAUCGAAUCCUUGAAGGACAUAACCACCUCAUGAACUUGAAAGAUGUCCUGGCAUCAGCGCCGAGACUGCAAGAAGAGCUCAAGGCACGUUUGUGCAGGAAGAUAGUGGCUAGCGUACGGUUAGGGGUCAUAAUCCCUAAGGAAGCUGAGUGGUCGGAGACCGGUACGAAAAUGGACUGGAAGUCCGUGGCGUGCGGGUGUUUUGAUGUUGUUGUAAAGGGGAAAGCAUGCACGGCAAUGGUGGACACAGGCGCAGAAAUGAACCUCAUCAAGGAGGAGGAUGCCCUGCGCCUGGGGAUGGAGAUAGACCGCUCCGACAAUGGUAUUUUGGUAGGAGCAAAUAGUCGGUCCAUUUUUGUGGGGACCGCAUCCAAGGUGGUGCUGGAGAUCGGAAAGAUACUAAGAAGACCAAUAAGAUUCUCGAAUGGUCAAACCCCAUUCGAGACAAUUACUGAGGUGAGAAGCUUCCUCGGAACGUGUGGAUUUUGGAGAAUAUUUAUAAAAGGGUUUGCGACGAAGACGGAGCACUUGCGAAAGCUCGUGCGCCAAGGACAAGAUUGGGAGUGGGAAGAUAGACAGGAGUCUGUGAUAAAGGAUCUGAAGAAGGAGUUUGAAGAAGGAGGACUGGUAUUGGGAGUACCAGACUAUGCGGCUGUUAUGACCAGGCCCUUUAUCAUAGAGACAGAUGCAGGACCGACCGCUUUGGGAGGAGUUUUGAUCCAGAAAGACCUCAAUGGAAAGGAGCGACCGCUAAGAUUCGAGAGUCGAACGCUUAAUACGGCUGAGAGAAACUACUCUCAGUUCAAGCGCGAAACCUUGACAGUCCUCCACUGCUUGAGAAUUUUCGGAAACUAUCUCUUUGGCAACAGGUUCGUGUUGAGGGUGAACCCAACCGCUCUAGCUGGUUCGCUAAAGAACUACACUCCCUCAGAUCCAACCAUUGCCAGAUGGUUGACGUACAUCUGGAUGUUUGAUUUUGAGCUGAAGCGGAUUCCAUGGAACAAAAAUAGGGCGGAUAGGUUGAGUCGAGUCGACUGGGGCAAGAACAGCGAAGGAGUGAUCGAGGAUACUCCCCCAGUCGACGGGUUUUUGGAGAAUGAGAAGGAUUUGAGACUUCACAUCAACUCUUGGUCUUUGGCGGUAGGUAACUACAUUACUCCUGGACGGCCGGUGUGGCUGACACCUCUAGGGUAUGCAUGCUUGCCAAACUUAGUCCUUAAACCCUAUGUGGAGGAGGACUUAUGGGGGAUGCCGAAUGUGCAGUGGAUGAUGGAUCUGGCCUUGGCAAACAAACACCAGUUGGGUGAGGACCUGAUCACGAUGGAGGAUGGAGCCCGGCAGGUGGAGGAUCAUGAAAGAUCUGUAGGAGGGGUUUACCUCCUGGCCAAUGCCUUGUUGCAGGAGGAAGUGGCCAGAAACAUUGGGCAGGAUCAGGAAAGGGGGGAGAAUGUGAUAUAUGAGAAGAAGGACGAUGAUUUCGAAGAAGGCGAGAUUAAGGAGGUUUUUCGAGCAGAAGAGUAUGAUGGGGUUUAUCUUGAACUCGGAAUGCUUCUUUCGUGCGAAAGAAGAGAAAGAGAUGCCAGCGAGAAAGUCUUGAAGAUGAGACCGAGCUUUCUGGUAAGGGAUGGGCACCUAUUCAUGAAGAGCAAGGGGAGGAAUCCCAAGAGAGUAGUCUGUGGCAUCGCUCGUCAGAUCGAUGUCAUGGUCGCCCUGCACGACGGCACAGCUGGAGGGCACAGGAGUACUGAUACAACGUAUCUCAAGAUACACGAAUUGUACUAUUGGGAUGGCAUGGGGAAAAUGAUCAAUGAUUAUUGCAAAUCUUGCGUCCCACGUCAGGAGCUAUCUUCCCUUAGGCCAAGGGAGCCGCUUCACCCAAGAUACGUUCGUGAGGUUGGAGCCGUCGUACAUAUGGACCUGCUAGUAAUGUCGUUGGGGAUAGGGGGAUUUAACUUCAUCUUUGAUGCACGCGAUAACCUCUCCGGGUUUGUGGACGGAAGGGCUAUUCGUACCAAGACUGGCGAGACGCUAGCACGAUGUAUCGAGGAAUAUUACCUUCGACACCCCUUUGUCUCCAGAUUUGUCAUGGACAGGGGGUCUGCAUUCACCAGUGCAGAGGUAAAAGCACUCUUGAAGAGGUACGGGGUGAUUGUUGAGUAUACUACUGCAGCACACCCUCAAGCAAAUACACCGGUGGAGAGAGGACACAACACCAUCUCGAACCUUCUGGCAAAAUGGACCAGUGGGAGGCCAAAUCAGUGGCCAGAUUUUUUGAGAGUGACCUUUUUUGUAGACAACAUCACAGUGAGGAGGAGCACCGGUUAUGCGUCAGCCACGCUAUGGUAUGGCAGGCAUGCAACGUUCCCUAUCGAGAGCUUCCUGAAGACAUGGAGGCGGCAGGACCUCGAGUCAGAGUUGACGUUCGAGGAACUGCUCGAUUUAAGGGCGCGUCAGAUUGGAGCCAUAGAGGAUAGGAUUGAAGGAGCGGCGAGUAAGGUGGCAUAUAACCGGGCACAGGAUAAGUUCAGGUGGGACAAGAUGGCAAGAGUGAGGAAGGAGCCACUCAAGGUGGGAGACACGGUGCUGUUAUGGAUAGGUCUGACACCACUUUGGCGCAGCCAUGCCAAGAGGAAAGGAGGGGCAGGGCCAGUGGAACCCCCUCAGGGGACAGCCAGACAAAGAGUGCAGACAUGGGUCAGAAGAGAAGACAGGCCACCCAUCUUCACAGGAGGGAACGUCGAACUAUUUCUGAUCGAGUUCCAACGGCACACGAGCGAGUUUGGAUGGGAUGGAGCGAGGAUGUUGCGAGAGGUACGUGGAGAGGGCGAAUGGGCUGAGCCCAUUGCCAAGUACGUGCGGGAGUCAGCGACCUGGACGGAGUUCGAGAGGAGAAUGGAGGGACUGCACCCAUCGCCCAWGGGGAGAGAUGGAGUACCGAUCCGAUUUGAUGGRACGAGCUUGGACGAGUUCUUGUGGGCUUAUGACCGGUUUGCGGACGAGCAGAACAUUGUACCUGAGACCAGAGUGAGAGGAUUCCUCCAGUUUGUGAAGAGGUAUAUCAGGAUGUUCGUCAGGAGUGUUGUGGAGAGAGCGUUGCAUUGGGGAGACUGCAGACGACUACUGAGGAGCUAUUACAYUCYAGCACGCCAGGCAGAGGAGAGAAAGAGUAUGGAAAAGAAAAGGAAGGAGCCUGAGGCUGAAGGCAGGAGGACUUUUGAGAGAGGUGCCUCGUCCAGAUCUCAGSAGGGUGAGAGAARAAGGGAACAUGCUUCCCACAAGAUGGAGAGAARAGAGGARCUGCCGGCUAAGAGGARUCAGGAGAGGAGGGAGUCAGAGGUGCCUGAGGCUCCUCCUCAGUCUAUUCAGAGACCAGAGGAUCAGGCUAUGGCAGAAACAGGACCAGAGGCACCCUGUGAGCUGACAGGACAGAGGGUGGAUGAGGACCAGGCUGCMAGACAGAAGGAAUUUGACARACAAGAAAGGGCCGCCAGGGAACAGGAGAUCAGAGCAGAAGUCAGGAGGAAGAACCUGGAGGAACUCCACAGGAAAGUGGAGCAGGGAGAGCGGCCAGUGGACUUGAAAGACAGAAAGGGAAAGAAUGUAAGCAGCCAGCAGGAAGAAGACCCUCCUCUACUCUCUGAAGCGUGGGAGAACUUUGAUAGGUUGAUGGGAGCUGCGAGAGGACCAGAGGGACCUCAGCAAGAGAUGGGGGUGAAGUUGGUCUUCGCAGACUUGCUCACGUUGAAGGGAGUAAUGAAGGAAGGAUUUGCAGCCGCACAAGCAUCAGAUUAGAAGAUUGGAGAGAGGUUGACCAAGGUGGCUCAGAAGGCCUAUGGUCAGAGGGUGGAAUGGGAGCAGGAGACUAGGGAUCUGAAAGAGAACCAGGAGAGACAGGAUCGCGAGUUGGAUGCAAUGAAGGUGGAGCUGUAAAAGGUUUGGGCUGGCAAUGAGGCAAUCAGGCAGGUGAACCAGACCCUCGACAAGGUCAACGAGGCUCUGAGGGCCUACCUGCAGGCUCAACAGGCUUCCUUCGAGGCAAAAGAGGUAAAGUGGAAGAAAAGAAUUUAGGAGCUGGAAGCGAAGCGCGAGCAGAGGGCUCCCACAACUUUGGUGGAUUGGACUGAGGUCGAAGGAUUUGAAAUGAAGAAGCUACCUGCAG
Messenger RNA from Chara braunii, 6002 nucleotides. Lineage: Eukaryota; Viridiplantae; Streptophyta; Charophyceae; Charales; Characeae. The record is from the annotation of a GenBank genome assembly.